CUCCCGUGUGCCUUCGGGUGGCUCUGGCUGUCAAUCUCAGCCAUGGUUACAUACCUCUUGAUGUCAAUGAUCCAACAGUCAAAGCCGAAAAAACUCGUCAGUCGCAGGCGAACAUGCGUACAUGCGACUGCUCCAACUGCCUCCCGGCAGAGGCCGAGCAACUAUGGCUGGCUCAGCGCGCUCUCAAAAACGAUAAUAUUGAUAUUGUGCUCAGCAUGGCCAUUGCGGAACUCAAAAAACUUGUGCAAGAUAUGCCAGACACCCCAGCACCUCCCACCACAGAAUCUCGGCCUGUAGUUCUACGUUGUGUUCGAGAUGAUCCGAUUUUGGGCUUCCCUUUGUUAGAGCAGUUAGUGACACGCUUGGAACGCGCGUUUGCAAAGUUUUUCUCUGGGUUGUACCCUCACGGAUCUGAUCUGGGUCCGGAUGACUUUCUCGGACGGGAACUCGCUUGGGACGUGGCCAAAAACCUGGACAUUCUUAGGGUGCCAAGUGAUUUGGGCCUCAUCAUCGCGAGUGAAGCGAUUCCUGGUCAAUACAACUGUCUAUUCGACACCUUCCUGCGGUGGAAAGACAAACAUGGAUCGAUUGGAGCGGUGGCCGAAGCGGCCAAAAGAAGACGCAAAGCUCACCGCCCUUCGGGACCUCCGAAAAUACCUCAAUCCUUGGAGGGAUUGCAGAUGGCCAAAGUCCAAGCAGAUUUGGACAAGGCUGCACUCAUUGACGCCUGUGAGGCUGCGAAAGCGAGCGUGGCGAAACAAAAGGCAGCCAUUCGGGAGCAACGUGCUCAGGAAAAGUUAUCCCGAGCAGCUGUCAACGAUGGUAGGCAAAGCUCAAAACGACCAGUUGAAGGUUCGGUGUUGCCGACACCUACCAACAAACGGGCCCUUGUGGAAACAGUACAUCAGACGCACCCCAACGGAAACGAGUUGAUUGAACCGCGUCUUUGUCCGCGGUGAUCAUCUUGAUCAUGUUCAAAUGGCCGGUGCGCCAAACGUUUGUCACCAUUUGCGGCGGUCGCCCGGCCGGAGGUCGGGCCAAGUGGUCAUUGGCGUAUUUGAGGAACAGGGCCAAAGAGGCAUCUGUGAUGGUGUGGAUGUUGGGCUGGUAAACUAGCUUCUGGCCCGACAUUGCUUUCAAAAGUUGCAUCAGUUUUCUUAGCUGCAUUACAGUUGUAAAGAGUCAGCCCAAAGUUUUGUAACACGAAGUUGCAAUGAAAAAUGUGCCUCACCAAAGGUAUAUUGUUCGAUAACCU
Melampsora larici-populina 98AG31 is the source of this 1255-nucleotide messenger RNA. RefSeq lists its product as uncharacterized. Bases 114 to 959 code for a protein of 281 amino acids. The record is from RefSeq and is a predicted model, not a curated record. NCBI's taxonomy places the organism in Eukaryota, Fungi, Basidiomycota, Pucciniomycetes, Pucciniales, Melampsoraceae. The transcript is spliced from 3 exons.